This is a messenger RNA of Drosophila rhopaloa, 1390 nucleotides long. RefSeq names its product bifunctional methylenetetrahydrofolate dehydrogenase/cyclohydrolase, mitochondrial (gene Nmdmc). Bases 227 to 1213 code for a protein of 328 amino acids. The transcript has 3 exons. Gene Ontology annotation, cellular component: mitochondrion. Gene Ontology annotation, molecular function: methylenetetrahydrofolate dehydrogenase (NADP+) activity; methenyltetrahydrofolate cyclohydrolase activity; methylenetetrahydrofolate dehydrogenase (NAD+) activity. The record is from RefSeq and is a predicted model, not a curated record. Lineage: Eukaryota; Metazoa; Arthropoda; Insecta; Diptera; Drosophilidae. Gene Ontology annotation, biological process: tetrahydrofolate interconversion.
GAGAACAACGCGAAGUGGAAAGGGGUCAAGUUCUGGGCUGAUUUACCGAAUCGAAAAAAGUGCAACGGAAUCGAAAAUAUAUAAAUAUAUUGAUUUUACAGCCUGGCAACAGGUCGACUGUAUCUGUGUGUGUGUCCAGUGGCAAAGGGUAUUUAAUCGCAUUUUGGCGCAUGUCUCGUUUGUCUAUCAUUCCGCACGAGUGUUUUAAAUACAAACACUUUCUAUAAUGCUGCGACGAUCCCUUGGAUCUAUUGUGAGCUUAGCUUCCCGGAAAUAUUCCGGCAAGUCAUUUUCCAGCAACAUGGCCCAAAUCAUCAAUGGCAAUGAAAUCGCCAAGGAGAUCCGCGGUCAGCUGAAGCAGGAGCUGAAGGACUUGGUGGACUCUGGCAAUCCGGUGCCCCAUCUCACGGCCGUGAUUGUGGGCGAGGAUCCGGCUAGCGAAAAGUACGUGCAGAACAAGAUGAAUGCCUGCCUUGAGGUGGGAAUCUCUAGUGAGACAAAGAGGCUGCCCGCCUCCACCACGCAGGAGGAGCUGCUGCAGUUGAUCGCCGAGCUGAACAAGGAUCAGCGAGUGACCGGUGUGCUGGUCCAACUGCCAGUUCCGGAGCACAUCAACGAACGCACCAUCUGCAAUGCGGUGGACGUGGACAAGGAUGUGGAUGGAUUCAAUGAGCUCAAUAUAGGGCGAUUGGCCCUGGACAUGGAUGGCAUUGUUCCAGCCACGCCACUCGGUGUCAAGCGACUGCUGGAGCACCAGAACAUCGAGACCCAUGGACGCAAUGCAGUGGUGGUGGGGCGCUCCAAGAACGUCAGUCUGCCGAUGGCCAUCCUGCUGCACGCGGAUGGGAAGUAUGCCACCAAGGCCCUGGAUGCCACGGUGACCAUCUGCCACAGGUACACGCCGCCAAAAGAACUGGCUCGCCACUGCCGGCAGGCGGACAUCAUUGUGGUUGCCGUGGGCAAGCCCGGGCUGAUUACCAAGGACAUGGUGAAGCCCGGAGCCUGUGUCAUCGACGUGGGCAUCAAUCGCAUCAAAGACGAGAAGACCGGAAAGUUUAAGUUGGUCGGAGACGUGGACUUCGAAGAAGUACGCCAGGUCGCCGGCCACAUAACUCCGGUUCCUGGCGGCGUUGGUCCCAUGACAGUGGCCAUGCUGCUGCACAACACCUUGAAGACGGCAAAGAAACAGUUCUGCGAUCGCCAGGCCUCCUGAAGAUCCUCUUGCAUUUGCCUCCGAGGAGUCCAACCUUCGCCGGCCGAGAAAUAGUAUUUUUUAUUUAAUUCGCUAACCUGUAUCGUAGUUUUACUGAGCAACCGCUAACAUGACGAAUGUACACUACACAUAAACUAGUUUCGCAAUAUGUGCAAAGAUAAUGGAAUCUAAAUGUGA